AUGGUCGAAGACGCCAACAGAAAUGAAAUCGAGCAAAGGGGAGUGCGCUGCAAUUCCAUGUGGUCGCUCUGGUAUGGGGCAGUCGGAGGAAUCACGCUGGCCUAUCUCGUCGCCAGAUCUGCACGCAGAUACUUAGGUUACAUGUCACUGUCUUUUCCCCACGAAUCAACGCCUCGAGAAUGGGAACUGCAUAUGACCAUCGCUGGCACAGCUUUGGCAGCCGUUCUCAUACCACCAUUUUUUGCUGCUGCAUUCUUCAAAGUGGGUAAUUUUGCAAACGAUGGAUACAAGCUAGGCUGGGAUUCAGAACUGUCAGAGCAAUCUUCCAGUUGUGUUUCGUCGAUGUGGAAACACGCUGGUCCCACAGCGCCAGCUCUACAUGUAUUAGCUUCUCUUUGUUUAUUGUUGCCAAAGUUGUUACUUGAAGGCAGAUUACUUGAAGCAGGAUUUUUAUCCAAAGAUUCAACAUGCAAGACAGAUUUAAGUUUUCUUGCUCCACAAUAUUUGGCCAAUUCUAGUCCGCAAGUUCUCAACAGUACAAGACAUGCUCACAAAGAAGCUGUGCUUAACUCUCACAUAUUCGAAGCUUUAGAUCCUGCAGUGUGGUCAUCCCCGUUCUCAGCGGAAUUUCUUCAAUACGCUGCCGCUAUGUUUGCUUUUGGCUCUCGCCAUUCCGCUGUUUUUUGGCAAUGCGGUAUUCGUUUCUCUAUUGGGUUUGCUCUACAGCAAGCCUGUGCCGCUUUGCAAAGUUUUCUGCUGCUAUCGGUGUGCGCUCUGCUCUACAAACAGGCAUCUUUGGCGGCUGAUUCGUCACAGCCACUGCCACUGUCUGCUUCGGGCGUCGCCUUGGACAGAGCAUCCAUUCUCUUAUUAACAAUAGCUUCAUUGAUGUUUCUAAUGAUGUCCGGCAGCGCUCUAUAUGCUCACGGAUUGAAUAGACUGGAUGACAUAGUGCGUAAAAAGAGGGAAUGCAGUACUGUCACACUUCGAAAAUCUGAGGUCCGUAGCAAUAGUCCAUGUUCCGGCUGCGGUCUUGUAUGGUACAUGCUAUGUCUCUUAUCCCUGGGAAUUUGCAUAACACCUUUACUGAGUUCGGUUCUAUACGUAUACUGCCCUGUAACUCCUAGAUUUCCGAGUGCUCUCUCUGUGUUAUCUACGGCUCUUCUGAUGAUGUGGUUUCCACUGUGGCUAUGGAUAAGAAAUUCGCCGCUUCAUUUUGGAUUGGCUGACGCCUUAUUACAGGCGUAUAGGCGCUACGGCCCAGGAGAUGCUGUUCUGGUUUUAGGCGGAAACAGAGCUUACACAGUGACUGGUACUGGACCGAAGGCUUCGAUUAUGGCAAUAGUCAAAGACAGCACUCAACGUGGGGUGCGAGAUUCUACGGAUGAUCUUUUGGCGGGACAAGUUUAUUGGCUGCGGGAGACGAAUGAACCUGCAAGAAGGGAACGCGAUCGCAAGAUAUCAUUUGGAAAUGACGUACGAGAGGAAGACGGGAAAAGCAGAAACGGUCCUGUAAUAUUCGAUGAAGUUGAUGAUGGCGAUUACGCAACGUUGAUGAAAUUACCGGUUGUACUACCCGAAGUGGUUGACGCAGAAGAAAGAAGGGAUCUUUCUGAAUCUACUCUGCGGCGUACUGAUUCUGGUAUGCCACACGACGAAAUAACACCCUGUUCGGACUCAGAAGACAAUACAGAACCACCUCCUCCGGACACGAGCGAGGGCUCCAGUAGCGGCGUUACUUCUGCAGCAAGUUCAGUCUGUAAACCAGCGAUCUUAGCUACGGCCGUAGCUACUGCCCCAACAUGUGAAGCUACAUUUUUAAGUUGUACAGAUGCGGUAAGUAGUGGAGCCAGUUCUCCUGUGCACGCCGCGGUAGAACCGGCAACGGUGGUCAUUAGACGUAAGCCGCCAGCUGUUCGUAUUCAGAGUUCUACCAGGGUUCCUCCGACCGAAGAACCAUUUGGAAGAUCAACGAAUAUGCGAAUGACUUCAUUUGCGGAGGGGCGUGUCCGCACAUUACCGUACAUGCCAUCGCAGAAGCCGGUUGUAUCCCUGCAGUUGCAGCAGCAGCACUGCUCCACUAUGCCUGCGCAACCGCACACUUCCCACUUUAUUCACUCACGGGCGAGUUUACAACACCCAACACAGUUUACACGAUCACCUGUAACUCAACAACAAAUUCCGAAUCAUCAGCAUGUAGUGGCUCAUCAGCAAAAUUUGAAUCAGCGUCCUAUUUCUAGACAUACCGCAAUACCCCAAGGACAUAGAUCGUUUUCACAACGGUUGGUUCAGUAUGAUCAGCAGCCGGUACAUCAGGUUUACAAAACUCCAGGAAGUAACAGACCACUUCAACAUACGACAUGCUUAAACGAGAAUGUUUGAAAAUAAAAUACCAGG
Messenger RNA from Ctenocephalides felis (cat flea), 2397 nucleotides. It is a transcript of the gene tinc, whose product is annotated as protein tincar. The coding region runs from base 1 to 2382 and encodes 793 amino acids. The record is from RefSeq and is a predicted model, not a curated record. NCBI's taxonomy places the organism in Eukaryota, Metazoa, Arthropoda, Insecta, Siphonaptera, Pulicidae. The transcript has 12 exons.